Molecule: messenger RNA, 5589 nt
Organism: Megalobrama amblycephala (Wuchang bream)
Lineage: Eukaryota; Metazoa; Chordata; Actinopteri; Cypriniformes; Xenocyprididae
Gene: hoxb4a
Product: homeobox B4a
Exons: 2
Coding region: 3480-4220 (246 amino acids)
Biological process (GO): embryonic skeletal system morphogenesis; anterior/posterior pattern specification; regulation of transcription by RNA polymerase II
Cellular component (GO): nucleus
Molecular function (GO): DNA-binding transcription factor activity, RNA polymerase II-specific; RNA polymerase II cis-regulatory region sequence-specific DNA binding
Source: RefSeq, a predicted model, not a curated record
AAAAAAAGUAAGUAAAGAAAAAGGCGCUUCAUUUGCAUAUCGCCGUGCUCUCUUCUGCAGGUGUUUGCUUGGGCGGACCACGUGCUCGCGCACACUGUGGCGAGAGUACGGGUCCCCCCUCCUAUCAUAACGGAGUUAUGACUUUGAAUUCGAGCCCCACGGAGUUGCACUGUUGCGUGUGUGGGUUUUAUAUGGUGAAUAUUUACCUUGGCUAUAGUCUCUGAGCCGCGGCUUUGAAUGCCUGUCGGUGUACACAUUAACCCCAUAAUGAGGCAGAUGGCUCGAGGUCCCUAUGGCUUUUAGAAGGAGAUGGCUCACGGGGGUGAAGGCGAGGUCGGGGACUUCAGGGGGUGAAAGGGUUAGAGUGGACACCAAGGCUGAACUUUCUCCUUUGCUGUUACAAUAGAUUUUCAUCGCUAAAAUGUGAAAUAAGGUGUAUAGUUUAUAUGCGAAGAAAAAGCUGAUUAAUUUAAGCGUUAAAUUAUUAGCGGUUUUCAUAGUUUAAUCUGGACAUGGAUGCUAAUGUGCGUCAGUGCAAGAAGUUCGGCACAAUUAAUACCAAGCAGCAAUCAAAAUGAACUGAGAGAGAAGAAAAGAGCGAGGCAAGUUGAAAAAAGAGCUGAAAAUGGCAGAGGCCCAUUUGAAAAAUUGCCAGAGCUUUGACUGCCAAACGCUAGGGGUGCUACAGAUUUCUUUGAUAUGAUACAAAUUUUUUAUGCACAUUCUAACUGCUCAGUGAAUGGAAAAUGAUUUUCCUUCGUUCUAGAAUAUUUCGAUGCUAUUCGAUAUCAUUUGAGACAAUUAUUAAAUCAUUCAUUUCGUGUAUACACUGAAAUCAAGUUAAUAAUCAUUUAAUACUAUUUUUUUGCCUUUGUCGCUUAAACUGCAGCAGAACAAAGACUCAUGAAACAAUAAACCCUCCAGAUUUAAGAUUUGUAGAUUAAGAUUUGAUAUAGACAUUUACUGAAUCUUUACUUAAUUGUACCUAUCAUUUGAAAAAACGAAAAGGACAAAUAAAUGUUUAAAUAUAUAUUUUUAAAUUAGCUGUUUGGUAUUGUUUUAGUGUUUGGCGGUAAUUACGAAAAUUAUGAUUUAUUGUUAUGGUUCUUGUUAACUUUAUAUAUUUUGACGUGUAUAUGUAGAGCAUGUACAAAAAAUACAUGUAGUAUUUUUUAUUUUCGCUAAGCUAUGAAAUGUGGCAAACGAAAUGUUUUACUGACGUGACAAACCGCUUUCUGCUCUAAUAAAUCAUGUAUAAUGUCGAUGGUUUUAAAUAGCAAGUAUAGUAUCGAAAUAUUAAUCUGUUUUCGUUUUAUUUAAUUUUUUUCAAUAUCACAAUAUCCUCUGUUCUACUGCUAGAAUUAAAUGAGGAAAUCUUACCUUUUCUGCACAUAUAAAAAACAUCCUGGAAUUAUCGGUGCAUCCCCAAAACAAAGAGAAACUCCAUAGAUCAAAUUAUAAGUUCUUUAUUUCAGAGCGAUUUUCAUGAAAUGAUAGACCGAGUGUUUGGGGAGAGAAACGCUUGUUUAAGGAGUCAUAAAAUGAGUGCUUGGUGUCAGGGGGUUAAAGAACUAUUGGUAUUGUCCUAUGUGCAUAUUUUAUUGUUUUAUACCCUCUCACCUCGCUAUUUAUUCGCCGUUUGACUGGUGUUUGCCGGCAGCAAACAGAGCUGACCUGCCAUAAAACCCACAUGUUUUAUUCCAGUGGCUGUUCCAGCUUUCUUUGACCUUUAUUGAGAUCUGUCUUGGUCGCAUUUACUUUCUGGCCUGUACGCGCAUUGUGUGUUAGAUUCUAAGAACCUAUUUUAGGAUUCAAGACUGUAAUGAAUAGAUGUUAUAUAGUUGUUUUAGUCCCAGCCUAUAAUUGCAUAUUUUAUUAAUCUUUAACAUUAAUGUAGUUUUGUUUUUCUUUCAGUUUUUUAAACGUUUUUGACAGAAAAUUAGCACAUUAGACGACAAAGUUGUGCGCUUCGACUGUUCCGUAUAUAUUGAAGAGACAAAGACAAAGAGUCGACGGUAGGAAAAUGUUUCCAGGUCAUAGAUCGGGGAAAAAAGUUAAUUUUCCUCUCUUAGGCUGUGUGUUUUGUUGCUAUCUAGGGGAGAAAUGUACAAAAAAAAAAAAAAAAAACAAAACAAAAAAAACUCCAGUGUUUACCACAAACCAUUAGCAAAGUUUAUAAAAGAAGCACCGAUCCAUUAAGUGGCGAGACAGAUUGCUGAUAUCCUUGGAGGCAGACUGUUCCAGGUGCAACAACUUGACACUGGGAAGGCGCUGUCAAGGUGAGCAGGCUCUCUCAAUACCUGUCAAGAAGAUACCUGUCAUCUAUAUAUACCCUGUAGAUCCGGAUUUGUGUAAACAGACGCACAGUCACAAAUUCGUAUCUAGGGGAGUAUGUAGUUGAUGUAUAGGCUACAUUCAACUUCAACGGGCAAAGAAGAUGAUAUUUUAACUUUUGGUUUGUCAUUGUUAUUAAUAUUACGACAGUUUGGUAGUGAAAUAUUGUAGCAGGAACGAAAGUUUUUUUUUCUUAGCUACUACAUUUUUUUUCUGUAAAUGUAAGAUUUAAAGGGCGUUCAUGAUGUCACGUAUUUUGUGAGACUUUUAAAGAAUUUGAAAUGAGCAAAAGAAGUUUGUUGAGAUCUGCACUGAUUAAUAAUCAUCUGAAUGCUGUGUUUAAGUAUCACUAUCGGUAAACAACGAGAAAUAUUUGCUGCUGGUGUUAAUAGUGAAUUGAGCACAUAAAUUACUAUUCAUUGUGUGUAGAAUUGGCAUACAGGAUAAACGCGCUGUUUGGAGUGGAAUGACUGCAGACUACGUUUAAAUGCAGAAGGUCUCCUUUGUGAUUUAGGAGGCUUUGUAACCUGAAUUAGUUGAUGAAUUUUCUAUCGAUCUUAAACAAGCCCAGAUUCAUCUCUGACACGCUGCUCACGCCACGACCAUUCUCUCACCGUUAUUAGCGAGUGCAUUUAAGACCUUGGCCAAGGCGAUUUCCUUGCAUCACUUUCCCCUGGUACCGCGUUUCAUGAACACCAGCCAAAAUUUAGCAGUAUUUUAGUUAGCCAAAUCUGAACAGUUCUUUAUAGAGGUGUAGUCAUGUUCUCAGUGUGCAGAUGAACUGAGGGGGACUGGGGGCGUGACUUUCUGUAGGGCUGGUAGAAUCCAGCAUGCCUUUUCGCUGUGUCUGCUUUCGCUUGUUAUUGUUUUGAUUCACACACUAUCUCAUCAAGCGCACUGCAACGUAUGAGAAAGUAUGGAAUUUUGGACUAUUCCGAAAUGUGAGUUGAUGAGCGCGAUCUAAACUGACUAAUCCCAUUUCCUUAUCCGGGAAUCGCGAAGAUCCACGCCAUUGGCUGACGAUGUCACAUGGACCCUUAACUUUGUUCACUUGACAGAAAGUAGGAGGGUUCAACGAAACAGGAAAACGAGUAAAGGGAUACAUAUAAAUUUUAGUAUAUUUUGUGUGCAAUUCAAAGAAAUUAAUGGCCAUGAGUUCCUAUUUGAUCAACUCCAACUAUGUGGACCCUAAGUUUCCACCCUGCGAGGAAUAUUCCCAGAGCGACUACCUACCCAGUCACUCUCCGGACUACUACAGCGCCCAGAGGCAAGACCCCUCGUUCCAGCAUGAGCCGAUCUACCACCAGCGGUCGGGCUGCGCCGACCCACCCUACUCAUCGUGCCAGGGUCCGGGGCAGCCUGCCGCGGUCAUCUCUCCACGAGGUCACGUUCUACCCACAACCGCACUCUCAACCCCUCUCCCUGAACCAAGCCAUCACUGCGACUCGGUAACUCCAAGCCCUCCGCCUGCCUGCGGUCAGACUCCUACUAGCCAAAACACUUCAACGGUCACCUCAAGAAAAGAUCCCGUGGUAUACCCCUGGAUGAAAAAAGUCCACGUAAACAUCGUGAGCCCGAACUAUUCAGGGGGUGAACCAAAGCGCUCACGCACAGCAUACACGCGGCAGCAAGUCCUGGAAUUGGAGAAAGAGUUCCAUUACAACCGCUAUCUGACCCGCAGACGGAGGGUGGAGAUUGCCCAUACACUAUGCCUAUCCGAACGACAGAUUAAGAUAUGGUUUCAGAACCGGCGCAUGAAGUGGAAGAAGGACCAUAAGCUUCCCAACACCAAAAUACGCAGCAAUUCUGCCAACACUAAUUCAAGCGGCGGCCCGACAUUGGGCAGCAAUCAGAACCGAGCCAGUGGACCUCCGCCAAGUCUAUAGCCCUCCACUGUUGACCAAAACACGUACAAUUAUAAAAUCUAAUUUUAUGGAGUGUAGAACGUGGAUUUUACCCGCGUUAUGUCUCCUUACUCUCCCUGCACUCUAAUUACAGGGAUAAAACACAAGGAAGAUGUGGGGGGAAGGAGCAAAGAAAAUGUUCAUCUUUUAAACACUAAAAAUGGGUGAAGAGACUGAAGACUCGAACUCAAAUGCUACUAUAGAUGGGUUGCCUUCCCAGUCUGGUUCCCAUUUUAUCCCGCACGCCUUUUCCUGCUCACUCGCCCCUUCCAUAAGCACAGAAGGCGGCAGAUAGUUUUCAGAUUGGGUGAAGAUGGAUCCGUGUUUCAUCUUUAAUCACGCCAAACUCGGCCCCAUUUGUCAUGUUUACUCUGUGGUACAAAGGAUGAACCGUAGGCCUGCCCAUUACCUCGACGUCUAGCGUUGUGCUUAAUAAAUGAGUCGCUCUGUUUUGUCAAGAAGCCUUUUCUAACUCCCUUUAUUCCCCUGGCUUAAAAAUAACUAGCCGAGUGUUUUUCAACUGAUAUGAAGUUUUGUAUUUUGUAGCAAUUAGGUUAUUUUGCAUUUGCUAUUUGCAUCUCGAAUGCAAUGCCAAUGGGACUGAGGGUUAUUGUGCGUGUGGUCCAUUUGUCGCUCAUUACAAAUACAGGGACUUGUUUCACUCUCCUGUUUAGCGCAUUUCAGUUUAAGAACAGCAAAUUACUAAUUAGUUGUUAGUCAUAUUAAAUAUAAUAUAAAGGUUCAAUGAAGCUGGAUGGCUAGAUAUGUAUAACCAAAACCGGUACAACGCAAAGCAUUUUAAUGAGAGCACUGCUAAGUACUAUUUAAAUUACCUCAAUUGUAUUUUUUGUCUAGUUUUAUGAAGUGAUCAGAUUAAGUUCUUUUGACUUAAUGGCAAAUAUCUGCAAUAGCUAAACUCAGCAUUUGUUUGUAAGUUGAAAUGAAAUUUAAGUUAAGUGUGGCCAGGGUUGUAUAGAGAAAAGGUGCGUAUAUUGCAUGAGUAAAUACACUAUAUUUUCCUUUAUUCUUUUUUUAUGUCACCCUCGUUUUGUUUUAUGGUACAUAGACAUGCGCACAUACCACACUUUUUCUUUCUUUCUUUCUUUCUUUCUUUCUUUCUUUCUUUCUUUCUUUCUUUCUUUCUUUCUUUCUUGCUGUCUCUUAUCAAUUUUACAUUUUAUUAUAUAUUUUUUUACAUUCCAAAGAUCAGUUUUCUCGCUGAUGAAUUGUAAAUUUCCCCUUUUACAUGUUUGUAUUUUGUCUUUUUUCUGCUUGUACCUUUCACUGUUUACCUUUGUUACAUGUAAAUAGCCCUAGAAAUUUAAUAAAUGGCGGAAAAGUAUAAUCUUUC